AUGGAAGAAAUCAAAAGAAGUAAGCACAAACUAAUAUCAGCAUCCCAUACAGCUGUCAAUUCAUUAGCACUUCCACUGGUACAGGUAUCUCACAAAGCAUUUUUCAAAGGGACAAGUGUUUUCGCACAAUGGGUUGACAGUGCAAUGAAUACUUUGGAUAAUGCUACCAAUGAAAGUUUGUCAUGGGUAAAAAAUAUAUAGCUUAGUGGAGGCAUUAGGAGUUUUGCAAGUAAAGCAGAAAUGACAGCACAUUCAGGAAUUGCCAGCAGCUACGAAACUUGGGUUAACAGCUUAACAUCUCUUAACUCAUUAUUAGCAAAUGAAAGAGUUCAAGUUGAAAAUUACUUCAGAACGAACGGUAUUGAUCUUGAAAAGUCAUUGCUUUCCUCAGAAAGCUGGAAUUUAAUGGUUGAUAUUUAUAAGUUUAUCAACUUAUAUAGGCAAGACCUUCCAAAUAUUUCUAUUAUAGAAUUUAUAAGAUAUUUGCAAGCGUAUACAUCAAUGCAAAAUGCGGAAGAAAAAACUGUAAAUAGAUUCAUUGAGUGGCUAGAUGUAAAAAAUGAAGCAGAUUUGCUUGAUAUGCUUUAUUAUAGGAAAUAUGCUAUGGCAAUUUAUGGAAAAAAUGUUAUAAAUAUUCUUGUAGGCGGAAAUUACCUUGAUAUUCUUAGAUCUAUUCCUGAUCGCGAAAUAUUUGCGCGGCACUGUGGGAUUGAAGAAAGUGAUAUUUUUGUGUGUAGAUUUUCUUCAGAUAAAUUUACCCCUGGGCAUAUUUUAUCUGUUGACCAUUUUACUAGGUCCUUAGUUUUAACAAUAAGAGGAACUUAUUCAAUUCAUGAUGUGUUUACAGAUAUAAAUGCUGAAAGCUGCGAUUAUACUUAUAUUGAUCUUGAAACUCAAGCAGAAGUUGCAGGUGCAGUUCACAGUGGGAUGAUGACUUCUGCAAGCAUUUUAUCACAGAUGCUUAAACAGAUAGUUAUUACUGAAUCUAAAAAAUUCGAUGGGUAUAAUUUAAUUCUCACUGGGCAUAGCUUAGGUGGUGCUGUAGCAAGCUUGCUAACCCUUAUGUGAAGCUCUGAUCCUGAGUUCAGCCAUUUGAAAAUUAAAACUUUCACUUUUGGAUGUCCAUGUGUUGUUUCUAGUACAUUGAAUGAAAUUCUAAAAGAGAAAGUUUUGACAACUAUGCAUGGAAAUGAUAUGUUUACAGAAUUCUCUAUUGGCCAUAUACGAAAUUUAUGCAAAAUUAUAGAAAAAUUAAAACAAGAAGAAGAUUCUGGAAAUAUAGAUAUUAGCUGACUAAUAAAUGCUGGAGAAGAUGAUAUACCAAGAGUAUAUGAGCUUUGGAAAUUCAUUUUUGAGAAUUUACAAGAUGAGGUCUUACAGCCUGCGGGAAAAAUUUAUCACUAUUUUGAGGAAAAACGACAUUUAGAAAAUAUUGUAAUUAAUAAGCCUGAAAACUUAAGGUUUUGUGGAGGAUGGGCAAUGUAUGAUCUCUAUUCUAAAAUUCACAUACUCAAAUCCUCAUUCAGAGAUCAUCGGCCAGAUAUCUAUGAAGAUUCAUUACGCUGUAUUUCAGAGAAUCUUAAUUAA
Blepharisma stoltei is the source of this 1587-nucleotide messenger RNA. NCBI's taxonomy places the organism in Eukaryota, Ciliophora, Heterotrichea, Heterotrichida, Blepharismidae. The record is from the annotation of a GenBank genome assembly.